ACCUCAUCUCCUACCCCAACCUCACCUCCUACCCAAACCUCACCUCCUACCCCAACCUCACCUCCUACCCCAACCUCACCUCCUACCCCAACCUCACCUCCCACCCCAACCUCACCUCCCACCUACCCAACCUCACCUCCUACCCCAACCUCACCUCCCACCCCAACCUCACCUCCCACCCCAACCUCACCUCCCACCCCAACCUCACCUCCCACCCCAACCUCACCUCCCACCCCAACCUCACCUCCUACCCCACCCUCACCUCCUACCCCAACCACACCUCAUACCCCAACCUCACCUCAUACCCCAACCUCACCUCCUGCCCCAACCUCAUCUCCUACCCCACCCUCACCUCCUACCCCAACCUCACCUCCUACCCCAACCUCACCUCCUACCCCAACCUCACCUCAUACCCCAACCUCACCUCAUACCCCAACCUCACCUCCUGCCCCAACCUCAUCUCCUACCCCAACCUCACCUCAUACCCCAACCUCACCUCAUACCCCAACCUCACCUCCUGCCCCAACCUCACCUCAUACCCCAACCUCACCUCCUGCCCCAACCUCAUCUCCUACCCCAACCUCACCUCAUACCCCAACCUCACCUCAUACCCCAACCUCACCUCCUGCCCCAACCUCAUCUCCUACCCCAACCUCAUCUUCCCACACACAUGAUAACUACAAACAAACAAUGACAUAA
Ruditapes philippinarum (Manila clam) is the source of this 699-nucleotide messenger RNA. RefSeq lists its product as uncharacterized. The annotation marks the transcript as partial. Lineage: Eukaryota; Metazoa; Mollusca; Bivalvia; Venerida; Veneridae. The record is from RefSeq and is a predicted model, not a curated record. The transcript has 2 exons.